Messenger RNA from Notothenia coriiceps (black rockcod), 674 nucleotides. RefSeq names its product transcription factor 15-like. The transcript is spliced from 2 exons. Gene Ontology annotation, molecular function: protein dimerization activity; RNA polymerase II transcription regulatory region sequence-specific DNA binding; DNA-binding transcription factor activity, RNA polymerase II-specific. The record is from RefSeq and is a predicted model, not a curated record. Bases 144 to 674 code for a protein of 176 amino acids. Lineage: Eukaryota; Metazoa; Chordata; Actinopteri; Perciformes; Nototheniidae. Gene Ontology annotation, biological process: developmental process; regulation of transcription by RNA polymerase II.
GAGGGUCUCUCACAUUCAACAACACUCUCUACCCGGGUCUCCUGCAGCCGGUACCGGGAUGUCGGAUCCUCUCUGCUUCUGCUCUCGGUGAUCAAACGGAGGAUUUUGGCACCGGGACUUUUUAUUUUAAUAUUUUAUUAAACAUGACUUUCGCCACCAUGCUGCGGCCCAUGGCGUCACACUUACUUUACUCUGACGUCAUCACCUCUGAGGAGGAUGAGGAGGAGAACCAGAGCGACGGCGGCGGCUCGGAGCAGAGCUACUGCGGGAAAAGGAGCAGGAUUUCCCGCAGGCUGAGCGCCGAGAUGCCGGUGGUUGUGCAGCAGAGGAGCGCGGCGAAUGCUCGGGAGCGCGGCCGGACGCAGAGCGUGAACUCCGCCUUCACUUCCCUGCGGAGCCUCAUCCCCACGGAGCCCGUGGACCGGAAGCUCUCCAAGAUCGAGACUCUGCGCCUGGCCUCCAGCUACAUCUCUCACCUGGCCAACGUGCUGCUGCUAGGGGACGGAGGCGUGGAGGGACAGCCGUGUCUGCAUGGGAAUGCGCCGAGAGAGAGCGGAGCGCAGCAGCCGCGCAGCAUCUGCACCUUCUGCCUGAGCAGCCAGAGGAAAGGGAUAAAGGACGGCAGAGAGUGUUUAAAGAUGAGAGGACUCGCUGCGCUGAGAGUGAGACGCUGA